Molecule: messenger RNA, 1940 nt
Organism: Eucalyptus grandis
Lineage: Eukaryota; Viridiplantae; Streptophyta; Magnoliopsida; Myrtales; Myrtaceae
Exons: 4
Coding region: 152-1702 (516 amino acids)
Source: RefSeq, a predicted model, not a curated record
GGUGUCGUUGGGAUGUCAAAUCCAGGCACGGACAAAAAGCAAGCGACUCCAGCGCCGUUCUCCAUCUUCCAUGUCGCCACUCGUGCGGCAGGAGCGUCGAGCUUUCCUGUCUCCUCCUCAUCCUCAGCCCCAGUAGGAAUUUUCGAAGACGAUGGGUGGCUCUUCGCCGCCGCCGCCGCCGCUUCUUCUUCUUCUGCUGCUACUGUCUCCGGCGGCCGCGUCUUCGAAUGGGUAUCGGUCGGCAAUUGGAGACCCUGGAAUGAAGAGCCCCAACGUCAGAGUCGGCUUCGAAGCUUGGAACUUCUGUAACGAGGUGGGCGCGGAGGCUCCCGCCAUGCCCAGCCCCAGGCUCGCCGAUUGCUCUGAUUUGCUCUGCCCUUCCUUUCCCGGUUUAAGUUUAACGCCUUCUGAUGGUGGGAGCGAAUGCGUGGUCCAUCAGAAGGUGAAGGAAUCGGACAACAGUUUGAGGGCAGGCGAUGCGUUUCGUCUGGAGGGUUUUCAGGCGUACGAAGAUCCGGAUCUGUAUGCUGCCGAGAAAGAGCUGUACCUUGGUUCUCUCUGCGAGGCAAAUGACUCUGCGGAACCGUGGCAAUUCUGGAUGGUCAUGCUCAAGAAUGGUAAUUUCGAUAAGAACACCACCCUCUGUCCUGAGAACGGGAAGAAAGUCAGCAAAAUAGUGACCGACAGGAGCUUUCCCUGUUUCGGUAGCGGCUGCAUGAAUCAGCCCUUGGUUUACCAUAAUCAGUCGAGAUUGGUUGAUGGUGAAAUGGCUUCUUUGACUGGAGGUUUUUACGGGACGUAUGACCUUGAUGCUGAUUUGAGCAAAGGCACUGGAAACAACUCGUACUUUUCGGUCUUGUGGCAGAAGAAUAUGAGCUCAGGAAGUUGGAUAUUUUCUCAUAUAUUGAGAACGAAUGCCAAGUAUCCUUGGCUUAUGUUGUACUUACGGGCAGAUGCUACAAACGGAUUUAAUGGUGGUUAUCAUUAUCAGGGUCAGGGAAUCAUGCGAAAGUUGCCAGAAUCUCCAAACUUCAAAGUAAGAUUGACUCUUAAUGUGAAACGUGGCGGAGGGCCUAAUAGCCAAUUCUAUCUACUCGAUAUAGGAAGCUGUUGGAAGAAUAGCGGAGAUCCGUGUGAUGGCGAUGUACUCACAGAUGUGACUAGAUACAGCGAGAUGAUAAUCAAUCCAGAAACUACAAGCUGGUGCAGACCGGAGAACCUUGUCUCUUGUCCACCUUACCAUGUCAGUGUUUCUGGCGAGAUCAUAUAUAGGAACGAGACGUCUCGGUUCCCCUAUGCUGCUUAUCAUCUAUAUUGUGGCCCUGGGAAUGCCAACCAUUUGGAGAAACCAUAUGAUAUCUGUGACCCUUAUAGCAAUCCACAAGCACAGGAACUUGUUCAACUUCUGCCACAUUCUGAAUGGGCAGUCCAUGGCUAUCCUGAAAAGCAAGGUGAUGGAUGGGUUGGAGAUUCUAGGACAUGGGAACUUGAUGUCGGAGCGCUGUCCCAUCGUCUAUACUUUUACCAGGAUCCGGGAACAGAACCAGCAAAGCGUAUAUGGUCCUCGAUCGAUGUUGGUACAGAAAUUUAUGUCAGCCGGAGCGGGGCAAUUGCAGAGUGGAGUGUUAGCGAUUUUGAUGUGCUGGUCCCCGAAGAUGUCACGUAUGACGGUGAAAUAACUGACCAAGUUUCGGUUCUUUGACUUAUUGGUUGAUGUUGUAAAUGGUUGUUGGAUGCAAGCGACAUCGCAGUAUAUAUACAUAAACCGUGGAAAGUGAGGUGUCGUGAUUGUGUUUUGUUCUCAGAGUUGCCCAUCACAAGGAAACCGCAUCUCUUCUGUUUGAUCUUGUUGCACGGUUUAUUUCCGCAGUAUGGUGAUUGUUGCAUUAUCAGACACGUACUUAAUGAGAGGUGGUAGCCCGAAGUCUCCAAAUUCAUCA